This is a messenger RNA of Trichoderma gamsii, 891 nucleotides long. RefSeq names its product carboxymethylenebutenolidase. Lineage: Eukaryota; Fungi; Ascomycota; Sordariomycetes; Hypocreales; Hypocreaceae. The transcript is spliced from 5 exons. The record is from RefSeq and is a predicted model, not a curated record. Gene Ontology annotation, molecular function: hydrolase activity. The coding region runs from base 1 to 891 and encodes 296 amino acids.
AUGCUCAUUCAAGAAUCCCACGUCGACGUGGAGACGUCUGUCAAUGGGCAGAAUGGCUCGAUGAGAAUCUUCCUUUUCCACCCAACUAUUCCUGGGUAUCCUCAAGCCAAAUUCCCUGGCGUCUGUCUCUUCAGUGAAAUCUACCAAGGUCUAGCGCUCUCCUCUCGCUUUCCCUCAAUCGUGUUAGGAACUGACAAAGGUUUUCAUCUAGUCACUGGCCCUGUCGCGCGUUUCGCCCGUCAGAUCGCUGGUCAUGGGUACAUCGUCGCUGCGCCAUCUUCAUACCAUGACUUCAUUGGACCCGAGCCCUUGAAGUACGAUGUAGAGGAUACGGAUAGGGGCAACCGCUUCAAGAUCGAAAAGACGCUCGAGUCCUACGAUGAGGACUCUCGCAGGACCGUCGACUACCUCCUUACCCUGCCCACCUGCUCUGGCCGCAUCGGCUCCACGGGUAUGUGUCUAGGCGGCCAUCUCGCCGUCCGCGCCUCGCUCGACCCCCGCAUCACCGCCUGCGUCUCCUACUUUGCAACAGACAUCCACACCUCCUCCCUGGGCUCCCCAGCCUCCACCGCCGACCCGACCAUCUCCCUCUUCGCCUCCCUCACCCACGCCGAGUGCGCCAUGAUAUUCGGCGUCAAGGACACCCACGUCCCCGCCGAGGGCCGCGAUCUCAUCCGCAAGGCCAUGCGCGACGCGGACGUCGUUGCCAGCUUCCACGAGUUCGCCUGGGCGCAGCACGCCUUCAUCCGAGAUGAGCUCAGCAAGGGCAGGUAUGACCCCGCCGUGACAAAGGUCUGCUUCGAAAUUCUGCUGGAGCUGUUCACCAGAGUGCUUAAGACGGAUUUGGGGGCGCCGAUGGGGAAGGCACCAGAGCCAGAGCAUGAUUGUUGA